Stylonychia lemnae is the source of this 933-nucleotide messenger RNA. The record is from the annotation of a GenBank genome assembly. Lineage: Eukaryota; Ciliophora; Spirotrichea; Sporadotrichida; Oxytrichidae.
AUGGCAAUUCAAAAUACUACUACAACCUCAGAGAACUCAGAGUCCUAAACGGGUGGUAAUUCCCAGCCGGAGGGCAUUGUAAAUCUAGAAUAUGGCAUGGAUAGUCAACAACCAGCUGUACCAAUAACCAGCAGCGGGAUCAAGGAGGCCUAGGAAAUUCUUAGAAAGAGGGAGAUGAGGGCUUAGAAGGCGUAGAUGGUGAAGCAGGAGCUGAUGAGCACCUCGGCUACAUUCAACCUAUCAGAAUCAGGCACCUAAACAUAAAAGAAGAGUCUUUACAAAGCCAAUCAGUUUUGUAUGGACUUAACAACCUCAAUAGAUUUGAAUGAGGUUGGUCAGGUCAAUGUUGAGUAAGAACAGGGAGGAUCAUCAAUAAACCAUAAAACUGAGACCAUUGAAUAAAUGUUGGAGAAGCAUAUAUAGUGGAAGAACCGUGUAGACAACUGUCUAUAUGAGAGAUGGAACAACUCUUUCUGUGUUGAUGCUAAGAACAAGAAAAUUCAAGUUCAAAAUUACUUGAAUGAUUUGACUGAUUCAGUAUCAACCAGUUAGGGUCUAAAGCAUUUCUUACACUACGAUGCUGCCUAAAUAAAGGCAAAGGUAAACAGAAUCCCAGCAAUUGCUAAGAAAUUAGACAUUGCUGAGGAGUUAGUUCAGGAGAGAUUAAGCUUCUUAGUGACCUUGACUGAGACAUUAGACAAGCUCAUAUUCUAGGACAAUGCCAAGCCAACCGAUAUAACUAUCGGUGGUGAGGGUGGUUACAGAAUAAAGGUAGACUCUAAUGAGUAAGUUGAGGUUCUUUUGAAGCAACUCGAUGAGACUCCAGGUCAACAGCCAUGGGGAAUCUCAAAGAGCUACAAGAUCAAGGGAUUAACAGUUCACACCUUCAUCGACAUGAGAUACAAGGUAGAGAGAUUUUCAACUAUUUUCUGA